AUGUCCAACAUAAAUUUGAUGUGCAGAUAGAUAUAAAAAUUUCGAAAUCAUAAGAGAAUUGAUAACCAAAAAAAGCUUUCCUUAAUUAAUUUGGUAUUGCAAGAGAAUUUAUCAACGAGACAAGUAAUUAAUUAUAUUAUUUAAGGCAGCACAGAAACUAUAAAUCAAAUAUUCUACUGCUAAGUAUAUUGUAAAGAAUUUCAAAAAUAAAGGGAAUAAUAUAGAUUAACAAAAACAAAAUCAAAGUAAAUAAAAAUCAAUCGUCUCCAAUGUUAAUAUUAUUAUAGAUGUCUCUGAUGGGAAUAUUGCUCUUGCAAGAAACAGCGGAAAAUAAAGUUACUAUGAUUUGAAUUCUCUGUUGGAGGAACUCAAAUAUAGCAAUUUACUUUAAACUUCUGAGUUUAUUUUGUAGAAAAUAAGUAAAAUUCCAUGGUAUCAAAUCAAUUACAGAAACUGUAAUGAUUCUGAAUUCUUAAUGGCUUCAUUACUAAAAUAACAUCAACAAAUGAAAUAAUUAUGA
Molecule: messenger RNA, 520 nt
Organism: Paramecium octaurelia
Lineage: Eukaryota; Ciliophora; Oligohymenophorea; Peniculida; Parameciidae
Source: the annotation of a GenBank genome assembly